Messenger RNA from Dreissena polymorpha, 745 nucleotides. RefSeq lists its product as uncharacterized. The transcript is spliced from 7 exons. NCBI's taxonomy places the organism in Eukaryota, Metazoa, Mollusca, Bivalvia, Myida, Dreissenidae. The coding region runs from base 86 to 745 and encodes 219 amino acids. The record is from RefSeq and is a predicted model, not a curated record.
ACCGUCGGGAUUCACGAAUGAUGUCUCCAAUACAUGUUUAUUUGACGAGAAAGAGGAAUUUCCGAAUCACGAACGCCUCACAAUUAUGAUGAUGCAUGACAGAAUUGACGUAGAAAGCAGCUCAUCACUGUUGGCAGUUAAAGUUCAGUUGGGAGAAGAAUCUUUGACGUAUCUCGUGAGCGGAUUACAGUCUCCAAUAGCACGCAGCACACGCGUGACCGUGUGGUGGCAGCACACGAUCAACCCAGCUUCACCUUUAGGUCAAGUGACAGAUUGCGUAAUGGCCGGACACCUAAAGGAUACUAAGGAAGACAGGAUGCAUAUUUCAUUAUGCGAUAAACUGAUCGGAUGGUUCGAGUACGGUAACUGGUCCUUCACGAUAAUCAAUGGCACAGUUCAGAAAGAACUUGAUUCACAUGAAGGGAAUGUUGAAAUCUUUGUAUCUAAGACGGAAAGGCGGCGAACGACAAGAGAAACCGACUCGUUGAGUGGCCGUGUCCAUAUGCGAGAGCGAAGGGACACCACUCAAAAUCUAACAAUCGAGACUGUUCUUAUUCUGGAUGAGCUUUAUAUUUCCAAGAUGGCGGCGGCAGGGUACAUAUCUGAUACACAACUCACGGAACUUAUGAUAUUGAAAUGGUCAGGAGUCCAAGCUGAGUGGGGAAAGGCAGACCAGCUAGGGUAUAACGUUGUUCUAGAGAUCAAGGAGAUCGCAUUCUGGAGGACUAACCCGGGGAUAAAGUGA